Molecule: messenger RNA, 1362 nt
Organism: Cynara cardunculus var. scolymus (artichoke)
Lineage: Eukaryota; Viridiplantae; Streptophyta; Magnoliopsida; Asterales; Asteraceae
Product: E3 ubiquitin-protein ligase CSU1
Exons: 2
Coding region: 180-1094 (304 amino acids)
Cellular component (GO): nucleus
Molecular function (GO): ubiquitin protein ligase activity
Source: RefSeq, a predicted model, not a curated record
AUCUCCACAAGAUAGAUUUUUUAAAUAAUAUUCUUUUUAUUAUUUUAAAGCAUGAGGAAAAGGGACUUCUCUCGGGAGGCAAAGUUCUAGGGUUUCCAAGUUCACACAUAAUCGACUCCAAAUCCAACCAACUAAACAAACCCUCUAUCUUCCUGUAAUCUUCGAUUCGAUCUGGAAGCAUGCCUCAGAGACAUUCAAAGAACAACAAUGAUCUAGCCUUCUUCACCUAUGACGAGAAGAGGAAGCUUGGUUACGGUACUCAAAAGGAGAGGCUUGGUAAAGACUCGAUCAAACCCUUCGAUGCUUGCUCUCUCUGCUUGAAACCCUUCAUUGAUCCCUUGUGCUGUCAAAAAGGUCACGUCUUCUGUAAAGAAUGCAUUCUUGAAUGCUUAUUGUCCCAAAAGAAAGAUAUCCAAAGGAAGCUAUCUGCCCAUACUGCUCAACUGAAGCAAGAAAAAGAGGAGGAAUCAGAGAAGUUGAUGCUACAGAAAGCUAGAGAACUUGAUGCAUUUGAUCAGCAAAACCACGGUGCUGUACCACAAUACAACGAUAAAAACUUCAACAGGGACAGAAGUGGGUUUCACGGAGCAAACAGUGUUAAAACCACAUCGUACGAAGCGGAAGCACUGAGAACAAUGAAAGCAUUUUGGCUGCCUUCUGCUACACCCGAAGCUCCGGUCAAAGUCAACGCACCAUCCACCAGCACAACUUGCCCUGAAGGUAACGAAAAACUUAAAAUGAAAACCCUUUUCUCUAUUCACUUCACGGAAGACACAAAUGACGAAAAGAAAGGUUCGGCCCUAGAUAAAACCUACAUAUGCCCUAGCUGCAAGGUGACAUUGACCAAUACAUUAGCACUUGUGGGUCUAAGUUCUUGUGGACAUGUGUUCUGUAAGAAGUGUGCAGAUAAGUUCAUGGUGGUUGAUAAGGUGUGUCUAGUGUGCAAUAAGGCCUGCAAGGAGAGGAAUCUUAUCAACUUGGAAAAAGGCGGAACUGGAUUCGCAGGCCAUGGGGAUAAUCUCGAAGCCAAAGACUUUAAGCAUCUAGGAAGUGGUUCGGGACUAGGGUUGGUGAGGCCCGCAAUGAAGACAUGAUAUCUGGUAGGUCUUAUUGUGACUUGUUGCUAGUCGUCCCCAUAUAAACUUGUAUUUUGUUUUCUUGUUUCCUGCAUAAGAAUCGGUUUGUUAUAUUUGUCAAUCAUAUGCCCUCUUUCCUUUCAGAUUUCAUCUUUCAUUGGAAUGAAUACUGCUUCAAACCCUUCAUAGUUUAUCAGAUUUCAGGGGUGGGUUUCAUCAAUUCUUGUAUCUGUAAAAUUUAUUUUGUGGAUUAGUAGUAUGUCUGAAUGGAUUGAAAAAGUUUUUG